UGUCGAAUUUGACGUUUGUUGACAGCUGAGCCGCAUCCGUUAUUGGCCCUCUCUUUCUUUUCGUUUCUUUCUUUGACAACUGAAAUUCGUCAAGAUGGUAAACGUACCAAAACAACGUCGCACCUUCUGUAAGAAGUGCAAGUGCCACAAAUUGCACAAAGUCACCCAAUACAAGAAAUCCAAGGAGCGCAAAGGUGCCCAAGGUAGACGUCGUUACGACAGAAAACAACAAGGUUUUGGUGGUCAAACUAAGCCCAUCUUCAGAAAGAAGGCUAAAACUACCAAAAAGAUUGUCUUGCGUAUGGAAUGCACUGAAUGCAAAUAUCGUAAACAAUCUCCCUUGAAGCGUUGCAAACAUUUCGAAUUGGGUGGUGACAAGAAACGCAAGGGUCAAAUGAUCCAGUUCUAAAUGAAUGGACUCGUCUCCAUUUCAUCCUCAACGCAGUACCAUCUAAUUGUAUCAACAUUUUUAGUUGCCCACGACGUUGUUUCUUUACUAAGUGUGUACAUUUAUUUAAGUUGUAUGAAAAUUACAUUUUUGUAAUUUUUACAAACUAAAAAACAGUUUUGGAUAAAAAAAUAUAUAUUGAGAAUACUUUGAAAGUGUUUUCAAGUUAAGAAAAA
Lucilia sericata (common green bottle fly) is the source of this 624-nucleotide messenger RNA. It is a transcript of the gene RpL36A, whose product is annotated as 60S ribosomal protein L44. The transcript is spliced from 3 exons. Gene Ontology annotation, molecular function: structural constituent of ribosome. Bases 95 to 409 code for a protein of 104 amino acids. The record is from RefSeq and is a predicted model, not a curated record. Gene Ontology annotation, cellular component: cytosolic large ribosomal subunit; ribosome. NCBI's taxonomy places the organism in Eukaryota, Metazoa, Arthropoda, Insecta, Diptera, Calliphoridae. Gene Ontology annotation, biological process: translation.